Messenger RNA from Penicillium maclennaniae, 795 nucleotides. RefSeq lists its product as uncharacterized. Gene Ontology annotation, molecular function: procollagen-proline 4-dioxygenase activity; iron ion binding; L-ascorbic acid binding. Bases 1 to 795 code for a protein of 264 amino acids. NCBI's taxonomy places the organism in Eukaryota, Fungi, Ascomycota, Eurotiomycetes, Eurotiales, Aspergillaceae. The transcript has 2 exons. Gene Ontology annotation, biological process: peptidyl-proline hydroxylation to 4-hydroxy-L-proline. Gene Ontology annotation, cellular component: endoplasmic reticulum. The record is from RefSeq and is a predicted model, not a curated record.
AUGCCCAAACCGAAGAAGUCCGAUACUCAAGCCAAGCCUAGUAGCUCCACCCCCAACUGGCCUCCUCUCCGCCCGCUCCUCCCCGCCGCCGACUUGAGCCUCGAAACCCUCGUUCCCGAACAAAUCUAUUUGAUCCGCAACUUCCUACCUGCCUCAUUAUGCAAGACAUACGCCUCGUUUCUGGCGUCUCUACCUAUGACUACGACGCCCGGUAAACCGAAGAAGGACGAGGCGGUGCGCGUGAAUGAUCGGUUCCAGGUGGAGGAUGGGCGAUUCGCGGAGAUAUUAUGGAGCGGGACGGCGAUGAAAGAACUCGUCACCACUCGGUUCGGCGAGGCUGAAUACGAUGAAGGGGACGAGGAUGCGACUCCUCCAUCACCGGAAGAACUUGCGCGGAGAGCCCGAGAAGUCUGGGGUGGAGAGCCGUUGGGCUUGAAUCCUAAUAUUCGCAUCUAUCGAUACUCUGCGGGGCAAUUCUUUGCACAACAUUAUGACGAGUCUAAUUCGCUGACUUUCCUUCCUUCGGGGGCGGCGAAGUCCCUGCCUGCACGCACAACUUGGACACUUCUUAUUUAUCUGACUACUUGCUCUGGCGGUGAGACGGUAUUUUAUCCGGAACCUACACGAGCUGAUCGGAAUCCCAAGCCGAUUGCUGUGGCGCCGGAGGUGGGGAUGGCCUUGUUCCAUCGGCAUGGGGAUCACUGCAUGCUGCAUGAAGGGAAAGAAGUGACGAAUGGGGAAAAGUGGGUGUUGCGGAGUGAUUUGGUGGUGUCGAGGUUAAUGCGUAACGAAUAA